GGCAGAGCUGUAGAAAGGCAGAUAGAGAGAGAGCAGAGCCAGCGGCCCUCUUCAGGAGGGGAGGGGGGCUUAUUAUAACAAAUAUAUACACACAUGUGUGAACUGUACGGCCGCACGAUAGCUCACAUGUGGAUAACAGUAAUUUUAGAAAAGCAUCCAACCUCGGCUUUUACAUUUAAAAUGCCUAUUUUACUUUUCCUGUUAGACACGUCCGCCUCUAUGAAUCAGCGCACUUAUUUGGGUACGACGUAUCUGGACGUUGCUAAAGGCGCGGUUGAGGUCUUUAUGAAGCUGCGUGCCCGAGACCCGGCUAGUAGAGGCGACAGGUACAUGCUAGUUACAUUCGAUGAUCCACCAUACGGAGUGAAGGCCGGCUGGAAGGAGAACCAUGCCACCUUCAUGUGCGAGCUGAAGAACCUGCAGGCAUCCGGGCUGACUACAUUAGGCCACGCUCUCCGCACAGCCUUCGACCUGCUCAACCUCAACCGCCUCGUCUCGGGCAUCGACAACUACGGACAGGGCCGUAACCCCUUCUUCCUCGAACCAUCUGUGAUCAUCACUAUCACUGAUGGGAACAAGCUUACACACAGCUCUGGGGUGCCAGAUGAGCUGCACCUGCCUCUGAACUCUCCACUGGCAGGCAGUGAGCUGACCAAGGAGCCCUUUCGCUGGGACCAGCGGCUGUUUGCGUUGGUGCUGAGGCUGCCAGGAGCAGCCACACCAGACACUGAGCAGCUCGGUAGCGUCCCCACGGAUGAGUCUGCCAUCACCCAGAUGUGUGAAGUCACCGGAGGGCGAUCGUACUGUGUGCGGACACAGAGGAUGUUGAAUCAGUGUCUGGAGUCUCUGGUCCAGAAGGUUCAAAGUGGUGUUGUCAUUAAUUUUGAGAAGACAGGGCCAGAUCCGCCUCUCGUUGGGGAAGACAACUCAGUGGAGUCAAGUCGUCCUGUGUCGUCCUUCAGCCAACAGCCUUGGCACAGUUGCCACAAACUCAUCUACGUGCGGCCGAACCCAAAGACGGGGGUUCCAGUCGGGCAUUGGCCCAUACCAGAGUCCUUCUGGCCGGACCAGAAUUCUCCAACCCUGCCGCCUCGCACUGCACAUCCCGUGGUGCGUUUCUCUUGUGUGGACUGUGAGCCCAUGGUGAUCGACAAGCUUCCCUUUGACAAGUACGAACUGGAGCCAUCUCCGCUCACCCAAUACAUUUUGGAAAGGAAAUCUCCGCACAUGUGCUGGCAGGUGUUUGUUAACAGCAGCGGGAAGCAAAACGACCUGGGACAGCCAUUUGGCUACCUUAAAGCCAGCACCAAUCUCACCUGUGUCAACCUUUUUGUCAUGCCUUACAACUUCCCAGUGCUUCUUCCUCUCCUCGAUGAUUUGUUUAAAGUGCACAAACUAAAACCAAACCUCAAGUGGCGACAGUCUUUUGAGAUGUACCUGAAGACAAUGCCUCCAUACUUCCUCUUGCCCUUAAAAAAGGCGUUGAGGAUGAUGGGUGCACCUAAUCUUAUUGCAGACACCAUGGACUGUGGCCUGAGUUACAGUGUUAUCUCUUACCUGAAGAAGCUCAGCCAGCAGGCAAAGAUGGAAUCAGAUCGUCUAAUCGUGUCCGUGGGGAAGAAGGCUCCCCAAGAAACCGGCAUAAAGGUGAAGAACCACUCCAACUCUCUCUCUCUGGCCCACCGGCGGGACUUUAAGCAGUUGCUGCAGGGCAUCACCGGGGAGGGGCCCCUUCGCCUGGUGGACAUGAACUUUAAAGAGUUUGCUGGCUUCCAGAUCGCCCUGCUCAACAAGGAUCUAAAACCUCAAGCUUAUCGAAAUGCCUACGACAUCCCGAGACGGAACCUUCUGGAUCAACUCACCCGGAUGCGCUCCAAUUUGCUGCGGACGUCACAAAAACUGAUCCGAGGGCAAGACGAAGACUAUCUGCACAGUAUCCCAGUGGCUCAGAUGGGAAACUAUCAGGAGUACCUAAAAAUGAUGACGUCUCCUUUGAGAGAGAUCGACCCCGACCAACCUAAACGCAUGCACACAUUUGGGAAUCCUUUCAAGCAGGAUAAGAAGGGGAUGAUGAUCGAUGAGGCGGAUGAGUUUGUAGCAGGCCCUCAAAGUAAGAAAAGAGGAAUUUCCAACGAUUCCAACUCGAGUACCACUAUGAAGAGAAGGCGGAGCAUGUCCCCGUUACUACGGCGGCCACAGACUCCACCAGCUAGCACCAACCAUGUGGUGGCGGGAAAGAGUGCAGUAGGGGUUCAAGCGCAGCAGAACCCCCUCAAAGCCAUCCCACAGCACAAAGAAGUGGACGGCAACAACGUGGUGGUCGCUGACAGUAACGGUGACGGGGUUCUUGAAUCUGAGUCUGAAUCUGAGUCUGAGUUGGGGGAGAUCUGGCCCGCUGAGAUGGACCCUGUAGCUGAGAGCCCAUCUCCACUGAGCCUAGAAGAGAAGGCCGGGCUGGAAGCAUCAGAUCCAGGAGAGGACAUCGACAUGACGGAGGAAGAUGGGAAGAUAGGACUAGUGGAAGAUAGUCUAGAUGAGCAGCCGCUGGAGGAGAGACACAACUGUGACCGACUGAGUCCACUGAGCCAGCUAGAGGACACUGAAGCUGACCCUGCAGUGCUUGAGACCAUAUUCAUAGCCCCACUAGAUGGCAGCCACGCAGAGCUGAGGAGUCAGGUCAUCAAGGAGGUCCGCAAACCUGGGCGAAACUAUGAUGCAAUACUCGGUCUACUGCAGCAGGUGAAAGGACCAGUUAAUGUUCAAAGGUACUUCAUCCAACAUGCAAUCAAAGAGGCUGUCAGGUUCAAGAAGCGGGUACUGAUCCAGCAGCUGGAGGUGUCCCUCGCUGAGUUGGAGGAGAAGCAAGCAGCGUCCUCACAGCUUCCCAAUGAUCACGGCAGUUAGUGAUGAACCAGAUUUGCUUUGUUACAAGAAAAAGGGAAUGAAGCUCCUAUUUCGUCGACCGUUUCACCACCAUAAAAGAGACGUCCUUGUUGACGAGCCUCAAAAAGACAAAUUGAGGAACUGGAGGGGGGAAAGGACAAAUGCACUGAUAGCAGAUGCUCCCACUGUCCCUGUGCUGUUACAUCACAUCCUGUUAGAGGCGGAGGGUGAGGGGUUUAACUGGCCUUCAGGACGGAUCCACCGAGAAUGAGGAAAGAGACUAAGUAUAAUCCUCUUCAUAUUGACAGAUGCCUUAAACAUCCGUAUGGCAUUGUUCAGUAGACACACACACAGGCACGCACUCCGUUAGACAGAUACACAAUAAGCCAUCAGAUCCUCAAAUGGCCGUGCAAGGGAUACACAGGCACAUUCCUGAUAUUGUUAUUCUCCUAAAACAGACCUUUCUUCAGCUGGUCUGAAAAGGGUUUGUGAGACUGCAACCAUUUUUUUCUAUUAGUUAUAAUAUGUUGUGCAUUCAUGUCGAUUUAUGGCUAACGGGAGAAAUCCGGUCCUCCCAGGUUCACCUCAUAUAUCUGCAGAAAAGAUGCACUGAUGUUUUAUUUUUCACCAAACUCACACUGUAAUCUAAUGUUUUCCUCACCAUAUCAGCUGAUACAGAUAUGCAUUAUUAUUAGGGGCGGGCGAUAUGGAUAAAAUCUACGAGCGAAUAUAUAUAGUUUAUGUUGAUGUAUCGUCAAUUUCCAGGAAAUUCAGUUGAGAAAGAUAAAAUACCCAGAUGUUAAUUUUUGGCGAAUCCAAUCGAUAAAAUACCUGACUGUAUAUUUUGUCAUAUCGCCCAUCCCUAACUAGCAUCUUUCAGUCUGAUAGGCUAAAAAAAAAC
This is a messenger RNA of Sebastes umbrosus (honeycomb rockfish), 3784 nucleotides long. It is a transcript of the gene ints6l, whose product is annotated as integrator complex subunit 6 like. Bases 94 to 2904 code for a protein of 936 amino acids. The record is from RefSeq and is a predicted model, not a curated record. Gene Ontology annotation, cellular component: integrator complex. Gene Ontology annotation, biological process: snRNA 3'-end processing. Lineage: Eukaryota; Metazoa; Chordata; Actinopteri; Perciformes; Sebastidae. The transcript is spliced from 18 exons.